This is a messenger RNA of Mollisia scopiformis, 525 nucleotides long. RefSeq lists its product as uncharacterized. The record is from RefSeq and is a predicted model, not a curated record. The transcript has 4 exons. Lineage: Eukaryota; Fungi; Ascomycota; Leotiomycetes; Helotiales; Mollisiaceae. The coding region runs from base 1 to 525 and encodes 174 amino acids.
AUGCCAGGCAUGAAGUUGAUUGAAGCGAUUAAGCCUUGUUCUCGCUUAAGGAGUAUUGAGUUGAAAGCUCGCGAUUUCUCCUUUCCUCUCUUCAACCAACAACAUACAACACCUCGACCUCGAACUCGACCUCGACCUCGACGACAAUCACAACCACGAAAUCAAACAAUCACAAUGUUCGCCACGACGCUGGCGUUUCGAGGAAAGAAGGAGGCGGACGAGGAGGAGGAGAGGAGGAAGAGGGAGGCGAACGAGAAGAGGAUACGAGAGACGGUCUUCGCAGACCCGAGUUGGGAGUUGACGAGGGAGGAGUUGAGAGAGGCGGGGGAGACGGCCAAGGCUUUGGAGGAGGACGAAGAUGAGGACGAAGAGAUGGGAGAGGGAGAGGAGAUGGGAAAAGGGGAGGAGAUAGGAGAAGGAGGGAGGAAGAAGAAGACGGAGAAGCAGAUGAAGAGGGAGAUGAUGAAAGCUCGCCGCGAGAAGCGCAAGACAGAGUCCAAGGCCAGGAAGAACUCGAAGAAGUAG